Molecule: messenger RNA, 1584 nt
Organism: Megalops cyprinoides (Indo-Pacific tarpon)
Lineage: Eukaryota; Metazoa; Chordata; Actinopteri; Elopiformes; Megalopidae
Gene: paqr3a
Product: progestin and adipoQ receptor family member IIIa
Exons: 7
Coding region: 164-1099 (311 amino acids)
Cellular component (GO): membrane
Molecular function (GO): signaling receptor activity
Source: RefSeq, a predicted model, not a curated record
UGAAGGGGCUUGGUUAUUUAGGGAGACAGUCAUACGUUAAUGUAAAAUAGCAAAUUAAUCAUUUUAAGCACAUCACAUAAAGCUAUCCAGAUGGCGCCGUCUGCGCAUUUAGCGUGUGUUGUAUAACAGAACGUCAGUCUCGGUGCAAUAGUUGAGAGUCACCAUGCCGCAGAAGCUUUUAAAAAGUGCCCACUACAUAGAGCUGGGAAGUUACCAGUACUGGCCAGUUCUCGUUCCGAGGGGGAUACGAUUGUACACAUAUGAACAGAUUCCACAGUUUCUGAGAGAAAACCCCUACAUAACAGACGGGUACAGAGCCUACUUACCGGCAAGAAUGUGUAUAAAAAGCUUAUUCAUCCUGUCCAAUGAGACGGUGAACAUCUGGAGUCACCUGCUGGGGUUCCUCCUGUUCUUUUCUCUGGGGGUGUAUGACAUGAGCACGGUGCUGCCCGCCGCGGGGGCGUCCAGAGAGGACUAUGUCAUCUACUCCAUAGGGCUCUUCUGCUUCCAGGUGUGUAUGCUGUGCUCAGUUGGGUAUCACCUGUUCUGCUGCCACCGCUCAGAGAAGACCAGCCGUCGCUGGAUGGCGCUGGACUACACGGGGAUCUCGAUUGGAAUCCUCGGCUGCUACGUGCCGGGGGUCUUCUACGCCUUCUACUGCAACAACUACUGGCGGCAGGUGUACCUGAUCACCGUGCUGGCCAUGAUCCUGGCGGUGUUCUUCGCCCAGAUCCACCCGCAUUACCUCACCCAGCAGUGGCACCGCCUGCGCUCCAUCAUCUUCUGCUCCGUGGCCGGCUACGGCGUCAUCCCCACGAUCCACUGGGUGUGGCUCAGCGGGGGCUUCGGCGCCGACAUCAUCCAGGCGUUUGUCCCUCGUGUUUUAGUGAUGUACUUGAUUGCUGCUGCGGCCUUCCUCUUUUACGUCUCCAAAGUUCCGGAGCGGUACUUUCCAGGGCAGUUGAAUUACCUGGGUGCCAGUCACCAACUGUGGCACAUACUGGUAGUGCUGAUGUUCUACUGGUGGCACCAGUCUGCAGUCUACAUCACCCACUACAGACACAGCCAGCCCUGUCCGGACCACUCACUCCAUGCCUAGGGCCCUACAUCCAGCCCUGCCCGGACUACUCGCUACACACCAAGGGCCCUACUGCCAACCCUGCUUGGACUACUCGCUACAUGCUAAGGGCCCUACAGUGAAACUUGCUUGGACAAUCCACUCCACACCAAGGGCCCUACGUCUAGCCUUCCUUAGAUUUGUUUCUCCAUCCCAAAGGCCCGGAACUACUGACUCCAUGCCUCGGGCCCCAUGGCCAGUCCUGCUUUGACUACUUUUUCCACCCAUAAAGCCCUGCGUAGAGUACCGCUUCUUGCCUGUAGCCUUGCAGUCCGUCCUGCCGAGGCUCCACGCUUGCCUUUGCCCUGCUUACGCCACCAAGGCCACGCCCACAGCCUGUCAGUCGCUAAGCAUUGUGAUGCCACUGCAUUCCCUCACCGGGGUCCAGGAGUGACCCUCUUUUCUCACAGUCAGAUUUUAUUUAUUUUCUGUGUAUAGUCUGACAGUCUACUGAUCUUUUUUAAAUA